Momordica charantia (bitter melon) is the source of this 2029-nucleotide messenger RNA. RefSeq names its product O-fucosyltransferase family protein. The record is from RefSeq and is a predicted model, not a curated record. NCBI's taxonomy places the organism in Eukaryota, Viridiplantae, Streptophyta, Magnoliopsida, Cucurbitales, Cucurbitaceae.
UCGGGAGCUUUGACCAAUCCUCCGGCGACGUUCAUCACGCGUCUUCGUUUUCAGGGCUCAAGCUUUUCGGGUUUCCAUCGAAUCAGAGUAUGCACAAGUUGAAAGCCGAYAAGCGGGUAAAGAAGAAGGCUGGGGCAGUGUGGUACCGGAGAAAGCGAGUCAAAGGGCUUUUGUUUUUGAUUUUGUUGGUUGGCUUAUUUUUCUUGGUGAAUUGGGUCAUGCUUUCGAGACUACAAGAACAAGAUGUUAGACUUCAAGAACAAGAUAAUAAAGGGGUCAAUUCCAGUACUGGAUUUUCUGGGAAUAUGUCUUCCCCGAGGAUUGCAGUUCAGCAGGGAAAACGGAAGUCUAGUAGAAGGAAAUGGCCAAAGGGAAAUUAUGGUAGAUUGUUGGCUUUGGCCGCCCAUGCGUUGGCCGAGGGAGAAAACAAACCCGAGCCGAAGGACUUGUGGCAGGAGCCAGUGAUUGCUUCGUCUGCUUGGAAGCCAUGUGCUGAUCAACGUAAUUGGGAGCCAAGCAAGAGAAACGAUGGAUACAUUAUGGUUACUGCAAACGGUGGGAUGAAUCAACAGCGAGUAGCCGUUUGCAAUGCCGUUGUACUGGCACGGUUACUUAAUUCAACUUUGGUUGUUCCCAAGUUUUUGUAUAGUAGCGUUUGGAAAGAUGUGAGUCAAUUCAGCGAUAUCUACCAGGAGGAACAUUUUAUUAACUACAUGACUCCUGACAUCCAUAUAGUGAAAGAACUUCCAGAUAAUUUACGGUCCUUAGACUUGGAGGCGAUUGGAAGUGUGGUGACGGAUGCUGAUAUUAUCAAAGAGGCCAAGCCAAGUUUUUACUUGAAAAACAUUCUUCCUAUUCUAAUUAAGAAUAAGGUCGUGCAUUUACUGGGUUUUGGUAAUCGCUUGGCAUUUGACCCAUUAUCAUUUGAGUUACAGAGACUUCGAUGCAGAUGUAAUUUUCAUGCUCUGAGGUUUGUUCCUAAAAUUCAAGAAGCUGGUGCCUUGCUUCUUCAAAGGCUACGUCAACAAGAAGGCUACCCAGGACCAUUGGACAAACAUCUUGUUGGCCCAUUUGCAAAAUCAACAAUGAAGGAAAACAGAGCUCGCUCUGCAAAAUCUUCUAGAUACCUAUCUCUGCAUUUGAGAUUUGAAAUUGACAUGGUAGCUCACUCUCUCUGUGAAUUUGGUGGAGGUGAAGAAGAAAGAAAAGAGUUGAAAGCAUAUCGGGCAGUCCAUUUUCCAGCAUUGUCUCUUCUCCAGAAAACCACCAAAUUACCUUCUCCUGCAGAACUUAGGUUAGAAGGUCUUUGUCCUUUGACACCUGAAGAAGCAGUACUUAUGCUUGCUGCUCUUGGUUUCAAACGCAAGACGAAGGUAUUUGUGGCAGGCUCACAGAUAUAUGGAGGGAGUUCAAGGUUGAAUGCUCUAACUAGCUUGUAUCCUAAUUUGGUUACAAAGGAGAAGUUGCUUUCAUCAACCGAGCUCGAACCUUUUAUGAACUUUUCUUCUCAGUUGGCAGCAUUGGACUUCAUAGGCUGCACAGCUGCUGAUGCAUUUGCAAUGACAGACUCUGGUAGUCAGUUGUCGUCUCUCGUGUCUGGUUAUCGGAUAUACUACGGUGGGGGAAGGAUGCCUACAAUUCGACCGAACAAACGAAGGCUUUCAAGUAUAUUUACGAAGAACAACACUAUAGAGUGGCGGAUUUUUGAGAUAAGAGUUAGGAAGGCAGUUAGGCAAACAAAACACGUCUUGAAAAGACCCAAAGGAAGGAGUGUUUAUAGGUAUCCACGGUGCAAUGAAUGUAUGUGCAGGACAGGGUAACUUGCUUUUUUAUCACCUUAUGAUUUGAAUGUAUUGUCCACUCUAGUUUAGGCCCAUUUGUUUUGUGAAAUUAUGAAAGAAUUAUCCCAUAUUGUUAAUUGAUUGGAUUAGAAGACCCAUUUAAUUGGGUCAAACCAUAGUAUUCAGAUUGGCAGAGUGCUAAAAGAAGAUUUAUGUCCUUGGAAAUUAUCCUGACAUGWUUUAUUCAA